AUGGAUUUUGCUGAUUUAUACAAACUUUCAAUUGUAGUUCAAGGAGUGGUCUCAGCUGUUGGCCUCUUGAUUCUUUGUUCAGUAGUAAUAAUAAUCUAUUCAUGUUGGAUUUCACCAGUUCUAGCUUAUCGAAAGCUCAAGAGGAAUGGGUUCAAAGGCCCUCCGCCAUGUUUCCCGCUUGGGAACAUUUCCGACAUGAGAAAGAAGGUCGCCCAUAAGAAAAGCAAAGUGUUACCUUCUGACAAUCAUCGUCAAUCUCUUGAAAUCACCAAUGAUAUUCACCCCAUAGUGUUUCCUUACUUUUCUCAAUGGAGUAGAUUGUAUGGAAAGGUGUUCAUCUAUUGGUUAGGUACAGAGCCAUUUUUGUACGUAUCAGACCCUGAAUUCAUCAAACAGAUGUCUUCGGGAGUCAUGGGUAAAAGUUGGGGAAAGCCAAAAGUAUUCAAAGAGGAUAGGAAACCCAUGUUUGGUAAUCAUGGACUUCUUAUGGUUGAAGGUGAAGAUUGGGUUCACCAUAGACACAUCAUUACACCUGCAUUCUCACCAUCCAACUUAAAGGCCAUGGCGAAUACAAUGGUGGAUUCUGCAAAUAUCAUGUUAGAUCAGUGGAGCAACAUAUUGGACUCCAACAACAAUAAGCACGAAAUAGAUGUUGAAAACGAUAUAACAAAAAUGACCGCGGAGAUAAUUGCGAGGACAAGCUUCGGUAGUAAUAUUGUUAAUGACGAUAAUGGAAGGAAAGUAUUUGAGAAGUUAAGAGCAAUGCAAUUAGCGCUAUUCAAGUCGACCAGAUUAGUAGGUGUACCAUUUAGCAAGUUCAUAUACCAAAAGCAAACACAAGAAGCAAAAAAACUAGGACAAGAAAUAGAUGAGAUUCUUGUAUCCAUCGUACAAUCAAGAAAGGAAUCUAUAGGUUGUAAUGAUGAUCAGGGACAAGAUUUUCUAGGUAUUAUGUUCCAAGAUGAUAGUAAAAAUAAGAAACUAAGUCUUGAGGAGUUAGUUGAUGAAUGCAAGACUUUGUUUUUUAGUGGCCACGAGACAACAGCUUUGUCACUCACAUGGACUUUGUUCUUACUAGCUUUGCAUCCAGAAUGGCAAAAUCAUCUUAGAGAAGAAAUCAAACAAGUCAUUGGAGAAGGGAAAUUGCUUCUAAAUGAUCUCACAAAUAUCAGUAAACUUAAGAAGAUGGGAUGGGUGAUGAAUGAGGUCCUGCGGUUAUAUUCAGCAGCACCAAAUGUCCAGAGACAAGCAAGAGAAGAUAUUCAAGUUGGUGAACUCAUAAUUCCGAACGGAACAAACAUAUGGGUCGAUUUGGUAGGAAUGAAUCACGACUCGGAUUUGUGGGGGAAUGAUGUGAAUGAGUUCAAACCAGAGAGGUUUAAAGAUGAUACUCUACAUGGAGGAUGCAAACACAAAAUGGGGUAUCUGCCAUUUGGUUUUGGUGGAAGAAUGUGCAUUGGAAGAAACUUAACUAUUAUGGAGUACAAAAUCGUUUUGAUUUUAUUACUCACUAGGUUUUCAUUUACUCUUUCCCCAAGUUACAACCAUUCUCCUGCUAUCAUGCUUUCUCUUAGACCAACAAACGGUUUACCUCUCAUAGUUCAACACAUUUAAUCUAGUACGUUUAACAUGUAUCAUAUCUUGAAUUGGGUGCAAAAAGGCAUUGCCAUUGAGUAGAUGUCGCUGGAAGUCUAUUAUCAUUGCUAUGUUCUCUUCUUUAUUGCUAAAAUUUUUCGAUAUUAAUAAACUACUUAAAAUCAUUUAUUUGGAUAUAUAUAGGGAUCAAUGUUUUUAUUCUUUGAUAAUUAAAUUAGCUCCUGACGUGAUUCAUGGCUACUUCUUUGGACGACAACAACAAUAUUCUACAGCGAUAAAACAUACACCACGAGGAUAACCUAGUGAUUUGCAACGGCUAUCACAUUCUUGAGUACUUUCACAUCUUUUGUCUUGGUAGACGCAUUUUCUUUCUUUGUCUGCUAUUACUCCUAGUGUUGCUGCUGCUGC
Papaver somniferum (opium poppy) is the source of this 2004-nucleotide messenger RNA. RefSeq names its product cytokinin hydroxylase-like. Gene Ontology annotation, molecular function: monooxygenase activity; heme binding; oxidoreductase activity, acting on paired donors, with incorporation or reduction of molecular oxygen. The record is from RefSeq and is a predicted model, not a curated record. NCBI's taxonomy places the organism in Eukaryota, Viridiplantae, Streptophyta, Magnoliopsida, Ranunculales, Papaveraceae. The coding region runs from base 1 to 1614 and encodes 537 amino acids. The transcript has 4 exons.